AUGGCUUCUUAUGAGAUUCGCAAGUAUCAAGAGAAUGACAGAAAAACCGUCCUGGACUUGUUUUCCAGUGGCUUGUUGGAGCAUAUCCCUGCCACCUUCCGCUACACGCUGAUUCUGCCCCAAACCCUUCUGUUCAUUUUUGGGGUGCUCCUCUCUGUAUUCCUGGCCUCUGGUUCCUGGCUCCUGGUCAUUGUAUCCAGCCUCAUUCUGCUCGUUUUCCUGUGGUUCCUGGCCGGAUACACCUGGAAGAAGCGUGUGAAUGAAUGUUUGUCCACAGACCUGGCUGACAUCACCAAAUCCUACCUGAGUGAAUGUGGCUCCUGUUUCUGGGUGGCUGAGUCUGGGGGUAAGGUGGUGGGCAUUGUAUGUGCUCUGUUGGCGGAGAAGCACCCACUGGGCAAGAAGCGGCUGCGGCUGCGGCAUCUGUCUGUGUCCUGGGAGCGUCGCAGAGAGGGGAUAGGGAAAGCCCUGGUCAGGACUGUCCUCCAGUUUGCUCGGGAACAGGGCUGCAGUGAAGUUGUCCUUAGCACUAGUAUGCUGCAGUAUGAUGCUCUGGGCCUCUACCAGAGCAUGGGCUUCCAGAAGACAGGCCAUUCCUUCUAUACCAGGUUCUCAAGGCUGAGGGGUACCCCUUUAUUUCAUCUCACAUACCAGUUCCCUUCUGCUCGGGAUGGAGGCCUGUAACUGUUUGUCUUGUGUAUCAGUCAGUAUCUAAUCAGCUCUGCUAUAGUAACAAGCAAACCCUGACAUCUCAGUGAUAUAAACAAUAAAAAUAUAUUGUUCACACAUA
Cavia porcellus (domestic guinea pig) is the source of this 790-nucleotide messenger RNA. RefSeq names its product N-acetyltransferase family 8 member 3-like. The record is from RefSeq and is a predicted model, not a curated record. Lineage: Eukaryota; Metazoa; Chordata; Mammalia; Rodentia; Caviidae. The coding region runs from base 1 to 684 and encodes 227 amino acids. Gene Ontology annotation, molecular function: N-acetyltransferase activity. The transcript has a single exon.